AAAGCGAGAAGAAAAUGGAAAAUGUCAAAUGGACAAAUGAGAUCAGUGCAGUACGGAUUGUAAACAGGAUCUUUGUCUCUGUACCAGCCAAGAGAAACUGUCUUUUGAAGAUUUUCUACACCUAGGUUGAUCUUUGCAUUUAGGUGGAACAAAAGCAUUUCAAUUAUAUUUGAUGAGAAUUUAGAAAGAAGAAAAUGGCCACCUACUCAGCGUCUAAAAGUACAGUUGAACUGGCUAUUGAUCCACUUAUUAUGUGUAAAUUGUGUUUAAUGGAAUGUCCACUUCAAGAUAUGUAUGAACUACAUGAUUGUAAAUGUCUGUAUUGUGAGAUGUGUAUGCGACAGUAUUUAGAUGUGAUGAUAAAAGAAGGAAGUGUGUCCGAUAUAACAUGUCCAGAUGCUCAGUGUAAAAAACAAGGAAAAUUAGAAACACCAGAGAUUCAAAAAUUGGUUGACAAAAGUAAUUUUGAGAGGUACAAACGUUUACAUUAUAUGAGGGAAAUAGAUAUGGAUCCUAAUCGUACUUUCUGUCCAGAAGCUGGGUGUGAAACUGUGUGUCAUGUAUGUUCAAACAGAUUAGAAGAAAAUGUUAAUGCUACUCCAGUACAAUGUCCAACAUGUGGUCUUCAGUUUUGUUCAGUAUGUAAGUCAAAGUGGCAUGCAUCUAAAAGUUGUGAUGAAGCGAUGACAAGAGGAAAGCAAGAUGAUCAAGGAAUUCCAUUUAGUAGUGCUGAAGAUGCGAGAAUCAAACGCUGUCCAGUAUGCCAUGUGCCUAUAGAAAGAAAUGAUGGCUGUGCUCAGAUGAUGUGUAAAAGGUGUAAACAUGUCUUCUGUUGGUAUUGUCUCUCAUCGUUAGACGAUGACUUCUUACUACGUCAUUAUGAUAAAGGACCAUGUAAAAAUAAACUUGGACAUUCCAGAGCAUCUGUUAUAUGGCACAGAACACAGGUAGUGGGUAUUUUUGCUGGAUUUGGUGUUUUAUUAUUGGUAGCCUCACCAUUUCUCCUGUUAGCAGCACCGUGUAUUUUGUGUUGUAAGUGUAAAAUGUCUAAAUGCUGUGAAGAGGAAGAAGGUGAAGGAAUACCAACAUGACCACAGUCCAGCCAAGACGCUGGCUUCUUUUAAACAUUUCAUCCUAUAGAACACAUCAUAAGACACAUCAUGCUACAGCGCCAACAGCUAACAACAUGACUUGCUAUUUUAAAAAAAGAAAGCAGUUACUGACAAUCAUUUUUAAAUAGCCAAUUCGAAAGUUUUAACCAAUGAGUGGAUUUAUUAUAUUUUGAACUCCAUCAAUGCUGUGACAUCAUACAUAUAUUUUUGUAAUGUUUUAAAAUGAAAGUAGGAUGAACUUCAUUGUUAUGCCAUUUUAUUCAUAAUUUUUACGUUCUUUUUAGAAUUUAAAAUCCCAAAACAAAGUUGAUGUAUAUUUGUGGAAGGUUGAUGUUAUAUUUUAAAUGGUUGAAUUUUUAAAUGUUAUGUUUUAUCCAUUAUUGUCAUUCGGAAAAAAUUUGUAUUCCAGUCAGAUUUGCCAGAAAAGUCACUGGAUGACUGGAAUAGCAGGAAUUUAUUUCCAAAUCAGUGUUGUAGAACACAAAUUAAGUUUUGUUGAACAGAUCCGGGUGACUGGUAUAGGAACUCAUUCUCAUCAAUGUACACAGCAAUAAUGUUGUUCUGUCCUCUUGUAAAUAGCCCUUAGUAAAUAAACGAACAUAUCCAAUAGCCUGGUUUAAACAAUGCAACAUAUCAAAGAAAUACGAGUACCGAUUCUUGUGUUUUGGUUGGAUUCGUCACACAAUUUGUAGAAUUUAUAUAAGAAUGCAAUAGCUGAAUUAGAUUAUAUAAAAAUAAGAAAACUAUAGCCAUCAUAAAAAGUAAAUACUUAUUAUAGAAAAAUUUCAAAUUAUAAACUGCUUACACAUGAUAUAAAAAUUUGUCCAAAACAACAGCAUAUUUAUCUGAUAGAGAAACUAUUUCCUGUCAAGUGCGAAGAUUCCGAUAAGAAAUUGUAUUUUGUCAGAUGUCAGAUUUUCACCCCAAGUUUUAUUCACUAAAGUAUAUCUUGGACCGCUCCUUUAAAUCUGACAGAAAAACACUUGUUAAUAUAUAUGGUGUUUUUUACUAAUAAUACUAAACUUCCAUAAUGUAAUGUAUAUAUAUCGUAUUGAAUGGUCAUAAGUCCUAUAUUUGUCCAAGGCAUGAAUUCCAUAGUAUUUCUGGGCCUAGGGACAUAUACCUUUUCUUUCCUGAACUCAACUUUUGUUCAGAUUUCAAUCUCUAACUGCUAGUGCUCAAACAUAGAAUAUGCAAUUCAUAUUAUAAUUAUUAAUAUUUUCAAUUGGACCUAAUUUUAUCAAAACCAUUUAAAAAUGGGUUUAAGCAUAAUUUUAGUUGCAAAUUUUUUUAAUUCUAUUUUUUAUGGCAGUAGAAAACAAAAGGAUUGGAUACAAGUUUUGAAUUCUAAGGUUGAGAUUUUGAAAAAAAAAAGGUUUAUGCCCUUCAGCUUACACUUACAUUUGUAGAUAUAGUAUUGGUAGUCAGGGUAGACAAAAUGUAUUAUACACAUAUAUAUUUACAAAAAUAUAUGCACAAUUUGGAAUACAUGUAUAAUAAUUUUGUUUUUGUAAUGAUUCUGACCUAGAAGUAAUAAUACUGCAUAGGCUAGAACUUAUGAGAAUGUGAAUGAAACCUGUUUUUGUGUCUGACUUUAAAGUUACGACUUGUAACAUGAUGUUGAUGAUUUAACACACAAGUUACAAGGUUUUAAGAGGAAUAAUAGAUUUAUUUGAAGAAUAUUAAGGAACAUUAGUGCUACUUUAAAAUAGUUUUUGGAAGUUUUUGUGUGUGAUGUAUAUUGUAUGAAUGAGUAUAUUUAUGUAAUGAAUGUUGUUUUUACUCUAUUUCUAUGUGGAAUUAUAUAUCGUUAAAAUCCCUUUGACCACAAAAUAUUCCUCAUUUUAAGAUAACAUGUGGCCUAUGAAUGUAUACCUCUCUAUGUUUUAAAGCUAAACUUGUAACUAUUUAUGUACAUUUUGGUAGGUUACUACAGAGUGUAUUCAUGUUAUUGUUUUGAAUAUUCAGUACAAUUGUGAUUCUGUUACCACAGAAACAAGAACUUUUCUGUUGCCAUAGAAACAAGAGCAAUGAUCAUCAUUAAAAAACACAAAACAUAAUUUAUAUGGAUUGCUAAAGUAUGUUGAAAUGUUACAAUUAAAUACACUGAAUUUAAGUAAUCCAUUGAAAUUUUGAACUUUUAAACCUCAUGAAUUUGGAUAGUCUGUAAGUGGGCCAGGACAAUAACAGGAGAAAUCCUGUCCUUGUCAAAUAUCUCAUAGAAUGAGUCAGAAUUGUUUUCACAAAUGGAAAAUAUCCAAGAGAAAACAGAUGAGACCAUAAGUGCUCUCAUACAUAGAAAAUAUUGAGAGGAAUAUAUGAGCAGACAAUAACACAUUGAAUGGCAGCUAAUUGUGUCUGUAUGAAUUCUGUAAGAAUCGGGAUUCAGGGCACAUGUUUAUCAGACUGUUAAAAAUAUUCCUACAAUAAAUAAAAGCAGGGUUAAUGUUGAUUUUUCACUUAGUCUGUUAUAGUAACCAGGAUAACAGUACUUUUAACCUUCCAUAGAAUUUUUUCGGGUUGAUAAAUGUGGGCCCUGAUAUUUAUAUUUACUCCUAAGUAGUAGAUAAUAUUACACGUAUAAACUUGUAUCAAAAGUAAUCAGUGAUAUAGUCAGAUGGGUCUGCCAGGGGACAUGAGGACACCCUUUGGGGGCUGGGAGCUGAAGAAGGGUAUUUGAUCUUUGAAGAAUAUGAAAUAUUUGAACUAAUAAGAUUUAAGUUCAGAGACCCCUCUUUAUAAAAUUCUUGACUAUGAAACUGAAAUAGAACAUUUUUAAUAUGAAAUAUAAUGUUCUUUUUAAACAUAUUGACUGUGAUAUUAAUAAUGUAUAAAAAAAAAAAUAAUAUUGUCAUAAUACCUAUAUUGUAUUAUUAUUAUGUAGUGACAUGUUCUGGAACGUGGUGCAUACCAAUAUUGGAGAUGAAAACAUUUCUUUUUAAAUUGGGACCGCAGUUUGAUUUGAUGUAUAAGGCAGGGCCUGGUUCCUAUAAAAAAACAGCUUUGAUCUGUCUAUUUCAACUUAAGAUAGAAUUAUCUCAUUGAAUUCAUAAGGAAGUCUUGUUAUAAAUUAGAUCAAAUAUCUUGUGUAUAUUAGCAAGUAGAUCUUGGUCUCCAUGCCAAUUAUGGAAAUAUUGGCAUUUAUUUUACUGUGACAUAAUCUUGACUUAGAGGAAGCAUGAAAAUGGAUUUUAGAUUUUUCUAGGAAUCAAGCUACCGAUUAGACUAGUGCAGACCUUGCAUAUGGUAUAUACGGCCUUGCUUUUGUGAAGCUAUCCUUUAUUUUUCCUUCUUAGUUACCCUACAUUGUUAUUAUUUUGGUUUUUAAAAAAAAAAUUUAAAAUUAUUAUUGAAAAGCAUAAAACAUUUUUAAUUUUAACAUAGAAAAUCCCCUUAAUAAUGAAACCACAUACCUCCAAAUAUUACAUCUGUUGAAAUUUUAAAGUAUAGACCUCUUACAACUAAUUGCAUGUUUUGUAGCUCUCUAAUAGUUUGUUUCUAGUCAACAUUCCAUAAAGAAGAACUGUUAUUUUAAAAGAUUUUUUUUGUUUUGAUGUAUUCUUGCUUCGUGAUCUGUUCACCAGUAAUAUUGACUGUGUUUGAAAUAAAAUUAUUACUAAAAAAAACACCAGUCUUUCUUUGGGAUUUUAGAAGUUGGUUGUAUUCACUGGAUUUAAAGUAGCUAAGUCUCCUAACUCAGUAUCAUCUAAUGUCUUUGACAUUGAAAGCAUGAAUUAUUUGUCAAUUAAAUA
This is a messenger RNA of Patella vulgata (common limpet), 4864 nucleotides long. RefSeq names its product E3 ubiquitin-protein ligase RNF144A. Gene Ontology annotation, cellular component: cytoplasm; ubiquitin ligase complex. Gene Ontology annotation, biological process: positive regulation of proteasomal ubiquitin-dependent protein catabolic process; ubiquitin-dependent protein catabolic process; protein polyubiquitination. NCBI's taxonomy places the organism in Eukaryota, Metazoa, Mollusca, Gastropoda, Patellidae. Gene Ontology annotation, molecular function: zinc ion binding; ubiquitin conjugating enzyme binding; ubiquitin protein ligase activity. Bases 195 to 1091 code for a protein of 298 amino acids. The transcript has 9 exons. The record is from RefSeq and is a predicted model, not a curated record.